AUGGCGCCUGCUCCAACUCUACCCGAAACGGAGCUCUGUACUUUCUAUGAGCAUCCGGCUGAGUCCAUCAUUCCCCAUUUGGUCCGACAGAUGCCAUACGCAAGUCCCGUGCUUCGACGGAUUCAACACUCACUUGCAUAUCCCUCCGCCACGGCCAGAAUCCUGGCGACUUUCCCGCCAGGUGCCACCCCUGGAUGCCCAUCCCCAUUGUCGGCCGCACCAUCUUCAUCCUGGCCGUCGUCCACGACGGAACCAACCCCUGCAUCCCCUGCGCCCGACGCUCAUCUCAGUUCUGCAUCGGGUUCUGCAAUUGCCCCGUCCACUACCACAACCCCGUGGCUGGUUGCACAUGUGGAUCUCUUCCGUGGCCGUGAGACUCAGAUCAUCCUUUACUCCAGCCUGGAGGCAGAAUGUACUUUUCUUCCGCAGAUCGAUCCUGUUUCCAAUGUCUUAUCCAGAGACUCGGGUCCGGGCGAAUCUGCAAAGCCCGCUGAAGCCGAUCGGGAUGGCAACGGCGCUCCGACGCAUUCUCCCCACACGAGCGAGAACCACACGGAUAGUGACGCUCAGUCGGGAAAUGCUCAGCGGAUUCCAAAAUACGCUGUGGCUUCCCUCUCCGCAGACCCGGAAAGGCUAAAGGCCGUUCAGAAUCAACUAUUGGUCUUUCUCUCGUAUCUGAAGACCCAUUUACUCCCAGAGUAUCUGGCCUCCAUUUCAUAUGAUCAUGCGAGCUCGGUAUCAUCCGCCUCGGAGCCGAUGAUAGCGACCACCACGAAGACGACGCCUUCAUCGUCUCCUUCAGCUGGCGCCUCUCUCAUUCCACCGCCGGAUCCGCGCGCCUUUCUCAUCGGAACGUUUCAUACAGGUCUGUUUGAGCUGUUGCUCCAGUCUGGAACUUUUCCACGCGUGAGCCUCGACGGGAAAUCCAUUCACGGGGCUGAUCCCGAUCCUAUUCCCGGUCUGCGGAUCCUCCGUUAUGAUAAUCCACCUUACUACAAAUAUUACUUCCCCAGAGCCAAGUUCAGCUCUGACCGCGAGGUGGAGUUCGAAACUCCCUUGCCCCAGGGGUACAGGUACCACGAUCGCCAGGGCCGCAUUGGCGUUCUUCCGUUCCAGCUGAAUCUGGUGCAGAGCCGGACCAUCAUUCCCCGGCCCCGACACCAAUUGUUGACGCUGCCGAGCGUUGCUAUCUACCACGAUGACGGGAAUGCGUCCGCGGCGCAGACUGCGAGUGAACACGCUUCGGCCGAAGAGGAGAGGGAGGAGAUGCCCAUUGCCUGGGCAUUUUUGGGCGUCGAUGGCGCCGUUGUGACUCUCUUUGUUGAGCCUGAGCAUCGAGGCCGAGGUCUGGCCUUGGCGUUGUCCAAGGAGGUCAUGCGGAAGGGCAUGUCGCCAGAUGGGGUCUUUGGAGCGAAGAAUGCCGGUGUAGAGGAUGAAGCAAUGGUGCAGGCCCUGGAGGGCUGGGUUCAUGCCGAAGUUGCGGGCUUUAAUUGGGCCAGUCGAAGGGUGAUGGAGAAGGUUGGAGGUGAAGUUCUGACGACUGCUGUUUGGGCGAUUAUUGAAGUUGUUGAUUGA
Molecule: messenger RNA, 1575 nt
Organism: Penicillium oxalicum
Lineage: Eukaryota; Fungi; Ascomycota; Eurotiomycetes; Eurotiales; Aspergillaceae
Exons: 1
Coding region: 1-1575 (524 amino acids)
Source: RefSeq, a predicted model, not a curated record